Messenger RNA from Saccostrea cuccullata (small rock oyster), 1407 nucleotides. Its product is annotated as UDP-glucose 6-dehydrogenase-like. The annotation marks the transcript as partial. Gene Ontology annotation, biological process: glycosaminoglycan biosynthetic process. Gene Ontology annotation, cellular component: nucleus. The record is from RefSeq and is a predicted model, not a curated record. The transcript has 12 exons. Lineage: Eukaryota; Metazoa; Mollusca; Bivalvia; Ostreida; Ostreidae. Gene Ontology annotation, molecular function: NAD binding; UDP-glucose 6-dehydrogenase activity.
CUGGAAAAUGUUAUGAUGAAUAAUUUUCAAUACAAGUUGUUUGCCAACAUGACCCUGUCCAAGAUCUGCUGUAUAGGGGCAGGGUAUGUGGGGGGACCGACGUGCACCAUCAUAGCAGACAAAUGUCACGACGUGACGGUCACCGUAACAGAUCUCAGUCAGGAGAGGAUCAACCAAUGGAAUUCAGACAAUUUACCCAUUUACGAGCCUGGUCUUGACGAAAUUGUCCACAGAAGAAGAGGAAAGAAUUUAUUUUUUUCAACAGAUGUCAAAAAAGCUAUCAUAGAAGCAGAGCUUAUCUUUAUAUGUGUCAACACCCCAACUAAAAACUUUGGACUUGGUAAGGGUAGAGCAGCUGAUCUGAAGUAUGUGGAGUCUGCAGCCAGAAUGAUAGCAGAGGUGGCUAACCAGUCUAAGAUAGUGGUCGAGAAGAGCACAGUACCAGUAAAGGCAGCCGAAAGUAUAUCUAACAUACUGAGAGCCAAUCACAGGACAGGAGUGCAAUACCAGAUCUUAUCCAACCCAGAAUUCCUUGCCGAAGGUACAGCAGUCAAUGACCUGUUACACCCAGAUCGAGUUCUGAUUGGUGGAGAACAGACAACAGAGGGACGAGAGGCUGUGGAAUCUCUGUGCUGGAUUUAUCAGCACUGGGUACCGAAGGAAAACAUCAUCACAAUGAACACUUGGUCAUCUGAACUGUCCAAACUGGCAGCCAAUGCAUUCCUAGCCCAGAGAAUCUCCAGUAUUAAUGCCAUGUCAGCCAUCUGUGAGAUGACGGGAGCAGACGUCACUGAGGUCGCACAUGCAGUGGGGACUGACACAAGGAUAGGCAAUAAGUUCCUGAAAGCCAGUGUGGGCUUUGGUGGAUUUUCAGGCUUUGGUGGUAGCUGCUUCCAGAAGGAUGUCCUUAACAUGGUCUACCUGUGUGAGUGUCUGAACCUACCCGAGGUGGCAGAUUAUUGGCAACAGGUCAUCAACAUCAAUGAAUAUCAGAAGAGACGAUUUGCCAACAGAAUCAUUGAGUGUCUGUUUAACACAGUGACCAAUAAGAAAAUUGCAGUGUUUGGAUUCUCAUUCAAAAAAGACACAGGUGAUACUAGGGAGUCGGCAGCAAUUUAUGUUUGCAAGUACUUAAUGGACGAAGGUGCUAACUUGAGAAUAUAUGACCCCAAAGUCACAGAGAAGAAAAUAUUUAGUGAAUUAACAAAUCCUAUGAUGUGUGAAGAUCCAGAAAGAGUGAAUGAAUUAGUAACAACAUACAAAGAUCCAUAUGAAGCUGCAGAUGGAACUCAUGCCUUAGUUAUCUGUACAGAGUGGGACCAAUUCACAACCCUAGACUACAGUAGAAUCUAUGAGAAGAUGCUGAAACCUGCCUUUAUUUUUGAUGGCCGACUCAUUCUGGAUCAU